This is a messenger RNA of Populus euphratica (Euphrates poplar), 964 nucleotides long. RefSeq names its product chalcone synthase-like. The record is from RefSeq and is a predicted model, not a curated record. The transcript has a single exon. Bases 42 to 527 code for a protein of 161 amino acids. Gene Ontology annotation, biological process: polyketide biosynthetic process. NCBI's taxonomy places the organism in Eukaryota, Viridiplantae, Streptophyta, Magnoliopsida, Malpighiales, Salicaceae. Gene Ontology annotation, molecular function: acyltransferase activity, transferring groups other than amino-acyl groups.
UCCUGUAAAAAUAAAUAAAACAAUAUCAAUCCUCAAAAGCAAUGAUGAAGAUACUAAAUAGUAAUGCCUUUCAUUCUCAUAAUGAAGAUGAGGUGGGUUGCCUCGUCGGACAAGCACUUUUUGGUGAUGGAGCAGCAAUCAUAGGCUCAGAUCCUGAAACGCAGAUAGAAAAGCCUCUAUUGCAACUCGUUUCUGCGGCACAGGUUAUGAUUCUUGACUCGGAGCAGGCAAUCGAGGACCAUACUGCCGAAAUGGAGCUAUCGAUCCAUUUAUCAGAGGAUGCGCAUGAACUGAUAACCACUAACGUUGACGCGGCUCUUCGAGAAAUUUUGACCCCAAUUGGUGGUGGUUCAAGUGAUUGGAACUCGUUAUUUUGGGCUGUACAUGCAGGAGGGCGAGCAAUUCUUGACGAGGUAGAAUCGAAAAUUGGGUUCAAAGUAGAGAAACUUGGCGUUGCUAGGCACACACUAAGUGAGUAUGGGAAUUUGGCAAGUGCUUGUGUGCAUUCCUUGUACUUGAUGAGAUGAGGGAGAGAUCUGUCAUGGAAGGCUAGGCCAGUAAAGGGAAGGGCUUGAAGUGGGGUGUUCUAAUUGGGCUGGGACCUGGUCUAACCAUGGAAACCCUUGUAUUGAACUGUGUGUCCCUGCUGCGAUUACAAGGAAGUCGAGCUCUCGACUGGCUCAAUGUCUUCCUUCCAUAACAAGUGCAAUCCAAGCUAACAAGAUCCCUUUUUGCCACUUGUAUGAUUGUACUUGUUUUGCAGUAUAAACUAAAGGGUUCUUAGCUCUUCUGCUUACGACCCAAAAACAAACUAGCAGUCUCGAAACAAAAAGAAAUAAAAGGCAUAUGAAAAGGACUAGAUGAUAUUAAACAGGGAAGCAAACUUCGACAACAUUCAUUAUGCAGUAAUUUCUUAAAUUACAAAACAUUCGAUCCCAAACACGCAAUUUACCAUCCAAAAAAA